This is a messenger RNA of Lates calcarifer (barramundi perch), 1832 nucleotides long. RefSeq names its product zona pellucida protein C (gene zpcx). The record is from RefSeq and is a predicted model, not a curated record. Gene Ontology annotation, molecular function: acrosin binding. Lineage: Eukaryota; Metazoa; Chordata; Actinopteri; Centropomidae. Gene Ontology annotation, cellular component: extracellular matrix. Gene Ontology annotation, biological process: binding of sperm to zona pellucida; egg coat formation; positive regulation of acrosome reaction. The transcript has 9 exons. The coding region runs from base 40 to 1539 and encodes 499 amino acids.
GAGAGUAGUCAGAGUGGUUGGCCUGCUUUGAGGUUUGCAAUGGGGAUAAUAGAGAUAUUUCUUUGCCUUUUUGUUGGGCAUUCUGUGGCUGUUCAGUCAGUGAUAAAAGAGCAGGAUGCCACAUUUCCCCAGAGUUUUCCAGGAUUUUUUGAAAGUCUCAGGCCUUUUCCGUUUGAAAGAAACUUUGAUUUCACUCCAUAUGACACCAUCUUCAGCUCCUGGCGAACCCGGACCCCUGACUUUCACUGGCUCGCUGAAUUCCCUCCCAUCAUGGACGUUCCCAGAGUGCAGGUGUUUUGCGAUGAAUCUCGGCUAACUGUGUUGGUUGAUAAGAAAUCCUAUGGUGUCAUGCUGACUGGAGAGGAGAUACAGUUGGGUGAUGGCUGCUAUAGCAACGGAGAGCGACCAAAUCAAUUUGUCUUCACUUACGGUGUUGAUGAGUGUGGAACUGCACAAGAGCUGCUGAAUGGCUUGAAGGUGUUCACUAACACUCUCCACUUGAAUCUCAAAAAACCUCCACCCAACUGGUGGCAAACUCCUUCCACAGUGCACGUCUCCUGCUUUUCAAAGAGGUCUUAUGAUAAUCCAGGCUUCUUUGACUCAAUGGCACCUUCCGAGAGUGGCAAAGGCUUUAAUAUCAAAGCCAUGAAUCCAUCCUGGACCAGUGCUGCUGACUCAAAUGUCUAUACCAGAGGCCAGGUUGUCAACCUCCAGGUUUCUGCCAAAACCAGGCCUGACCAGAAGCUUUCCAUCCUGUCCUGCUUUGUCUCUUCCUCCCCUGAGCCUCAGACCAAACCUCGGCAUGCAGUCAUACUGAACCGAGGGUGCACAGCCCCGUUGGGUUCUCUUCACCCUGUCGUACAGUUCGUGGUCUCCGGCAGAGGGGAUGUGGUUCAUUUAGCUCUGAACACAUCUUAUCUCAUUUCUGAGCUGUACAUCCACUGUAGCGUGCUCAUCUCAGACCAGGUUGCCAGUGUUGGCUCCAAAUCCUGCAACUACAAUGUAAUCCAGUCAAGAUGGGAGGACCUGAGUGGAGAUGUUGAGGUGUGUGAGUGCUGUAGCUCAAAGUGUAAAGGCCCAUCAGUCAGACACCUUCCUGAAGAUGCCAAGGCUAUAGUGAGCACUGGUCCCUUUGUCAUUGUGGACAAAGACACAGAGAUGAGCACCGUCUCUGAACCACACGAAACCACCCCUACCCCUGUUCCUGACCCCACGGUGUCUGGUGCUGCGGUGACGGAGGACACAAGUGUGUCUGCUUCUGUAUCAAGCAAGUUCUCCUCUCCCCCUCAAGGUGUGGUGGUUCUGAGUCAGGACCCAGUUGCCAGACUGACCCUUUGGCUACCCGGAGAGGUGCAGGAUAUUGGUCCUGAGUCUAAAGACAGUUGGACAGUUCAGCUAAAGGCAAGUGAUGUAGUAUCAAACGACCUUCCUGUGCCACAACCUUCAACCACAGAUAAGGAGUCUCAUGAGCUAAACCAGAUUGAUUUGAAACAAAUGGGAGAUCUGAGCUGGCUCAGAUGCAGGCAGAUGCAGCUGUGACGCCCCGCGAAGGAACAAAUGACAUCCAACCAGUAAUUCGCACAAAACUCCAAUUUGCCAAAGGUGUGGAUGGGUCACACACACUGAGUUAUGAGGAAGAGGUGGUGAAGCAACAAGGAGAAGGUGUGAUCAGAAGAUAUGGGACGGAUUGGGUUAAGAAACAGGAGCCCAGGCAGAGGGGGCUGCGCUCAAUUUUCCUGGAUUUGUUGAGGAUGAUGGACAAAGCAGAAUAACUGCUAUCUUAAUAUUUUAUGAUUGUAUAUCAGCUGAAUAAACUUAAACCAUGAGCAAUA